Ictalurus punctatus (channel catfish) is the source of this 3305-nucleotide messenger RNA. RefSeq names its product tetraspanin 11 (gene tspan11). NCBI's taxonomy places the organism in Eukaryota, Metazoa, Chordata, Actinopteri, Siluriformes, Ictaluridae. The record is from RefSeq and is a predicted model, not a curated record. The transcript is spliced from 9 exons. Gene Ontology annotation, cellular component: membrane. The coding region runs from base 151 to 933 and encodes 260 amino acids.
CCCGCCCCUCACUGACCCUCCACUCGGACACACUCAACAAGCAACAAGCUUCACCCUCUCUCUCUCUCACACUCACAUCGUGUGGAAUUAAAAAAGGAAGACCUUUUAACACUUGAAUCCUCGAGGUUUUUCUUCUUCUUGGCAGGGAAGAUGGGGAGCGUGUAUAAGGAUGACCAGGAUGACUGGGUUACCGUUUGUCUCAAAUACCUUCUUUUCGUCUUCAACUUCCUGUUCUGGAUGGGUGGAGGGGUCGUGAUGGGGGUGGGGAUUUGGACUCUGAUUGAUAAAGGAGAUUAUUUGAGCCUGCUGGCCUCCAGCACGUUCGCCGUGUCAGCAUAUAUCCUCCUGCUGGCUGGUGGCCUGGUCAUGGUCACGGGCUUCCUGGGCUGCUGUGCCGUCAUCCGCGAGCAGAGGAGCCUACUUUCUACGUACUUCUCGUGUUUGCUGGUGAUAUUCCUGAUCGAACUUGUUGCUGGAGUUCUAGCAUAUGUGUAUUAUCAAAGGUUGAGUGAGGAGCUGAAGCAGCACCUGAGUAAGACAAUGAUGGAGAACUACGCUCAGCCGGGGAAGGAGGGCAUCACUCAGGCAGUGGACCGACUGCAGCAGGACUUUAAUUGCUGUGGAAGCAACAACUCCUUCGAUUGGCAGCACAGCGUGUACGUCAUGUCCCCGGAGUCUGAAAACAGGGUGGUUCCUGACAGCUGCUGCAAGACCGUGACUGAUCGCUGUGGCCAGAGAGACCAUCCUUCCAACAUCUAUAAAGUGGAGGGUGGCUGUAUUACUAAGCUGGAACAGUUCCUGGCUGACCACCUGCUCAUCAUCGGUGCUGUAGGGAUCGGUGUGGCCUGUCUACAGUUAGCAGGAGCACUGUUGACUGCCUGCUUUAUUUAUCUGCUUUAUAAAGAAGAAGAAGAGGAUUUCUCUGAUGUUUGAUUGAACAGUCCCUUUAUUUGGCUCCUCAACAGCCAAGUUGGCGGAAGAUCUGUGGGAUGGUGUUUACUUAUUGCUUGCACAGAAGGAUAAAGCUCGACCCGUACUGACCGAUCAGCAGGAGCGCUACGGGUUGCCUCAACUGCUUACUGCCAGUCCACACACUCGGUUUUUCAUUCCUCCUUUUCUUUUCCUAAACUGCAUGAAUGUGUUCUCCUUCCAGUGUACUCUUACAUGAAUGUCUUAUUCCUUUAACCUUCUAUUAAUAUAUUAUUCAUUCAAUUAUUAAUAUAUUUUCUCCAAGGAUUUUGCCGCUGUAGGAAGCAAUGUGGAAGUCUCAGCAAGAAUGUAAUGGAGUUACAAGCUAGUAUCCCAAUUACACACAAAAGAGGCUUUUUAUAAUCUUAAAGAAAAAAAAGCUUCUUUUUUUUUCUUUUCAGAAAAGAAAAAAAAACAGAAUCUAUUUUUCCCUCUGUGAGCACUGUGUAUGGUUAACUCUGUAUUUGUAACCGGUUUAAGCUGCUACCUUUAUGCAACUAGAUGUAUUUUAUUUUUCUUGAGCUUAAUGUACAUAAAGCAUAUAAAGGUCAUUUGAUGCAGUCAAAAGUAUUUUAGCAUUUUCACAUGAACUAUGAAUAAUAGGUGUAGUAGCAUAUGUUCUGUUAACACAAUGUGCACUGAGAGCCUUGAAAAAAGCUAAUGAGAAGUUAAAAAUAAAACAGGGAUGGACUAUAGCAAACUCUGUAAGCACCCUAUGGAACCUUGUGUAAGAAUUCACCCCACUUAAAAUAUUCCUCAUUUUGUAGUGUUUACACUGUGAACCUGGAUUUGACUUAAUUGGGAUUUUUACCAUUUAAUUGAAACAAUAUAUCUAACAUUCGUAAGUGCAAAAUGGUCUUUCAUUUUGACACAAAGGUUUUAAAAAAACAAAAACAACACAAGCAAAGAUUUGUUAGUUACAUAAGUAUUCACCCCACUGGGUCAGUACUAGCUUGAGCCACCUUUAGCUGCAAGUCUUCUGGGAUAUGUCUCUUAUAAGCUUUGUACAUCUGGAUCCUGGUAUUUUUGCUCAUUAUUCUUGGCAAAAUUGCUCAAGCUCAGUCAGAGGCACCUGGCAUUUUUAAUUUUUGCCACAGAUUCUCUAUCAGAUCGAGCUCUGGGCUUUGAGUUGAUCACUUUUAACACAUUCAGGUUCUUGUUGUUGAACCGCUUCAGUGCUCCUUUAUAAUCCUUGUCCACUUGGAAGGUUUUCUUCAAGGAUUGCCCUGUAUUUGGCUCCAUCCAUCCUGCCUUCAGCGUUGAGCAGUUUUCCAAUCCCUGCACAGGGAACAUUAUGCCACCGACACCAUGCUUCACAGUGGCAAUCAGAGUGAUGAUCAGUCUUGAAAUUCUACCAAAGAUAUGAUCUUACCCCUUUUAAGUCCAUAACAUUUCCAAGAUGUAACACUGCAUAAUGUGGAAAAGCUCAGGGGUGGUACAAGACACUGUAUUUAACAAGUAGCAUUCCCAAGACACACAUAUAUUUGGAAAUAUAGAGCUCUUAUUUUCACUGGCUGCUUUCUUAACAUAGCUUGUUUGAAACCUGUUCCAUGUUUCUUGUAAUCUUUCUAAUGUCAUGUGCCAGCUGUUUGUAAGCUUCUCUGUCCGUAUAUUUUUUUAUUAUCUCCAAUUCAGACAUCAGGUGCUCAAACAGAGCACUGAUAACUGAUGCAUUAAACUGCAGGAGUGAACUUUUCUUAUCUUUUCAAAGAGGCCUUUAACACACAGCUGCCUUUGAUAUUAGAGCUUUAAGGGCUGCAAAGCUUCAGAGGUUUUGAGGUGUUACAUACAUGCAAGUCAUUAAGUCUCCAUCAAUUAUUGAAGCAAAUAUGUACCAUAAAAGAUCAAAUUCAAAAGAAUUUUGAGCCACUGCUUAAUGUGGUUACCAUAACAACCUCCAUCUCAUUGAAGUUCAGUGCCAUUGGUGGAAAUAAUGCAAUCUUUGCAUUUUAUUAUCAGCAGUUGACGUUUUAAGCUACUACUUUUUAUUUGGUUUGUAUAUGCAGUAUAUUUGUAUGUAAAUGCAUAUUAAGGCACUUGGGUGGAUGGUGCAAAAAAUAAUCUCUGCAUGUCAGAUGUCUGACUAUGUUUCAUUUCACUGGUUUAUCACUUAUUCAGCUAGAUACUAUAACACUAUAUUGUAAUACUAUGAUAUCUGUCCAAUAUGUCAUAUAUUUGUUGCCUAGAUGCCUUUAGACAAAUAUGUGCCUCUUUCAAAAGACUGCAGAUGUAGCAAUGGCAUGUACUGUAUAGGUGUGCAUACUGAUCCUUGUUACUGAAAAUAAAAUGAUUUGGGGAUAAAUCUGCUAAAUACAAAUGUAGUGUUUUUAUGUUGA